AUGACUUCUUCGACUCAAAAAGACUUCGGACUUAGCGAGGAUGCUAUUCGCAAGCUAACCGAGGACGAAGUGAAAAGGAUUCAAGCCUUUUUAUCCUUUGUAAAUGCCCCGAACUACCUCGAACGAGCGUUUAAAAACUACGGUAUCGUUACCGAUUCGGAGAAGAAGCAAUGCUUUGCUGAGUACAAUAUCUCUAGCCCUUUCGAUUAUAACAUCCGUUGCAAUAUCGAGAGCUUCGGCGGCUUUUCGGACCCGAAAGUGACUUGGGACGACUUCAAAUCGAUGGUCAAGGAAGAGUACAAAGCUUUCGACCUAGCUAAUACUUAUGCCUUUCUUUUUUACCGCGCAAGCAUCAUCGCUGCAAGUUCGAUUACCUCGUUUAUCGAUCUUGACCUAAGGAUCGAAGCUUUUAUAAAACAGCUAGCGAAACUAUUAACAAAAGCUUUACAAAUACCAGAAUCAAUGCUACUUGUUUAUGCUUUAAUACGGACUAGCUUUUUAUUUCAACGAGGCGGACUUGAUCUUAAGGUUACUUUCGUUGAGCUAAUAGAAAUAGAUAAACCCGAGCUCGCUUAUACCGCGAUUCUUAACCGAAACGCUUCACGAUCGGAAGACUUACGGAAUCUGCCCGUUAUAUUGCUAAAAGCUUUUAAAGCUGCACUUAAGCUUAAGGCCAAGCCUUUUAAGACUGUCAAAUCAUACGAAAGGCUUGGCAAGGUGAUCUCUUUUUUAAGAAUAGACUACGAAGCGACUCGUAUUAAGCUCUUAAAAGGGCGCGAUUUGCCAAGGAACUUAACUCUUGAUAAGACUAUUGCGUUCUUCGCUGCUCCUUCUACUUUUAAACGAUCUUUUUCCGAAAGUGCAAAGGUCAGCGUUAUCACUUACGACGCCGCGGUUAAAUUCGAAGUCUUUAUAGCUUACGACCAAGAGAUAGGCCUUCGAACAAUCAUCGGUUCACUAUCGCGUUUUAUCGGAUACGCCGAUAAUAUGUCUAUCAACAUCGAAGACUUAGCUAAGGUGUUCGGCAUGUACAAGACUAAAGAUAAAAAGAUUAAGCCAAUUGACGAAGCAGACGGCGUAAAAGCAGCAUUAAGUGGCAAGGUAAGAGAAUACAAGCAAUACUUCUUUCCGCGCAUUGCCGACAUACCGAAAGGCUCUCGAAUCACACUCGAACGUAUAGCGAACCUGGAUGUCGGUAAUACACUACGGCUUAAAGAAAGGGAUUUGUUUAAGAAGAUGAUGCUAAGCAAAGAAAAAUCAAUCGCAUUCGCUUAA
Molecule: messenger RNA, 1275 nt
Organism: Drepanopeziza brunnea f. sp. 'multigermtubi' MB_m1
Lineage: Eukaryota; Fungi; Ascomycota; Leotiomycetes; Helotiales; Drepanopezizaceae
Source: RefSeq, a predicted model, not a curated record